AUGUCUGGGAAACUGUUGUUUCUGUUUGAAAGCUGUGAUUCUAGUGAUUCAGCAGAUAAUCAAUUGUUUAAAAAUGUUGUGAAUGGAAAUUGGAAUGAAAAUAUUGAUGGUGAAAAUUUUGUGAAUUAUAUUAAAUCUGGAGAUGAAAACUUUACUAAAGAUGAAAAGUUGGCUUACUCGAUAUCGUGUCUUUUGUCAUUUUUGGAAGUGAACUUUGUUGGUUCCACAAAUCGAGUAAAGCUUGACAUCCAGAUGAACUGUACAGAUUUGCAAGUCGAUGGUAUCGAAAUAAAUGCAAACAUAAAGAAAACUGAAUUUCUUUUUGUUGCCAAGACAUUUUUGGACAAUCUUUUUAAGAGCUAUCCUAAUGACAUUUUAAUACUCAUUUGGUAUAUGAGAAUGAUUAAAGUUCAUCAAUUGUCUCUGGAUGAAAACUCGAUGUCUCUUUAUGAAGCAUUUAAAAAAAUCCAGGAUCGACUUACCUGUAGCAAAUUGGAAGAAAUAGAAAGCAUAAGACAUAGAUUUAUCAUAAAACUUGAAAUCAUAUCCAUUUAUCUUAUGUAUCGUCGUGUUUACAAAGUAGACGAAUUGAUCAAGGAGCUUAAAAAUGAUUAUCAUGUUGAAGCUGUCGAAGAAGGUAUUUUAGGCAAAAGAACGAAAUGGCAACAAAAAGCACUUCCUCAAUUUCAUGUUUCAAUUCUGGGAGACAAUUCUGAACUUUUUAUUUCACCGCAAGCAACACAUGAAAAUGUCAAGUUGUUAAAACUGUUGGAAUUAGAUGAUGAUACACGAUUGGAGAGUGUAAAGUAUAUGGAUGAUAAGCACAAUGAAUUACAAAUUCUUUCAUCAUUAUUACAAAACUUCGUGCUACUCAACAUUAAAUACUUGCAAAUUUCGCAGCCUAAAGAUAAGCUUUCAGAUGAAGGAAUUCAGUCAUACUUGAUGCUCUUAUUGAAACAAAAUCAUGGAACAUGGUCAAUAAGAUUGGAAUCAUUAUUGAUUAAUAUAAAGCUUGAAUCAAAUCAUAGAAGAACAAUCGACAGAUGUUUAAGGCAAUGUGAAGAUGUCGUAAACAGUAUGAAGAAAAAUGCUGAUGAAGUAAAAGCUAACGAUAAACUCUCGUAUAUCUUUUCAAGUCUAAUGACUCCACUUUAUAAGAUUGAAGGCCUUUUGGCUGAUUUAAUGGUGAGCUUGGGUCUUAUUAAAGGAGCGCUGGAUGUUUAUCUUAGAAUACAACAAUGGGAAGAAGUAAUUAACUGCUACACACGAUUGCAAUUAAAGCACAAAGCUGCUGAAAUCAUUCAACAAGAACUUGAAAAGAAGCCAACUGUAAAAUUAUAUUGUCUACUUGGUGAUGCUUUAGAUGACAUUACGUACUAUGAAAAGGCUUGGGAAUUUUCAAAGAAUAAAAGUGGUUUGGCUCAAAAACAUUUCGGAAUGUUUUAUUUUGGAAAGAAUGACUACGAAAAGGCAGUUCCUCAUCUUCAAAAAUCACUUGAAAUAAAUUCACUUCAAGAAAACUUGUGGCUGAGACUUGGCUAUGCUGCAUUAUCUCUAGAGAAAUAUGAAAUUGCUUCUAGCGCAUAUUUAAGGUACACACAACUCGAACCGAAUGGAUUUGAAUCGUGGAAUAAUCUAGCUAAAUGCUUUAUUAAACUAGGCGAUAAGAAACGUGCUCAUAAAGUAUUACAAGAAGCUCUAAAAUGUAAUUUUGAUAAUUGGAAAAUUUGGGAAAAUUUUCUUUUUGUAAGCAUAGAUAUUGGAAGUUUUGAAGAUGGUUUGAAUGCAUACAAUAGAUUAAUUGAAUUAAAAGAAAAAUAUUUUGAUGAGGAAGUACUGAAAAUAUUAAUUACUGCAAUAUCCAAUGAUUUGGUCGACAUUGAAGGAAAUAAAUCUAUUAGAUUAAGGAAGAAAGCAUUAGAAAUGUUGGCACACAUUGGAUCUAUAAAAAUGUCCGAAGGGAUUGUUUGGGAGCUGUCUGCAUUAUUAACAGAUGAACAACUAAAAAAGGCAGAAAAGCUUCAAAAAGCUUACAAAGGAUAUGUUUCUAAAUCACCGGAUUGGUCAAAAGAUGAACAGAUGUGCUUGAAAUUCUUAAAACUCUCUUAUGAGUUAUGCCAGUCUUCACUUAAUGCAGCUAAUGAUGUACAAGAGACCGAAAAAAUGCUUGUUUUAUCUCAACUGUCUUCAGCAAGAUUAACAUCUCAAGGAUGCAUUAAAGUUGCGGUGAAUAAUCAAUAUGAGACAUGUAAAGACGUUAUCGAAAAAGUGAAUGAAUUACUAGAAAAAAUUGUGAUUAAAAUUAAGGAAUUGAAAUGA
Chironomus riparius is the source of this 2319-nucleotide messenger RNA. The record is from the annotation of a GenBank genome assembly. Lineage: Eukaryota; Metazoa; Arthropoda; Insecta; Diptera; Chironomidae.